Echinops telfairi (small Madagascar hedgehog) is the source of this 1757-nucleotide messenger RNA. RefSeq names its product CWC15 spliceosome associated protein homolog (gene CWC15). The record is from RefSeq and is a predicted model, not a curated record. The transcript is spliced from 7 exons. Gene Ontology annotation, molecular function: RNA binding. The coding region runs from base 141 to 836 and encodes 231 amino acids. Lineage: Eukaryota; Metazoa; Chordata; Mammalia; Afrosoricida; Tenrecidae. Gene Ontology annotation, cellular component: catalytic step 2 spliceosome. Gene Ontology annotation, biological process: mRNA cis splicing, via spliceosome.
CUUCGUGCUGGUGUGUGAGGUGUCGGUAAAAGUUAGCGUGUUUGAAGCGCCGGUCAUAGACUGUUUCACAAGUGCCUGGACACGCAUGGUAACGCAAUGAGGAGGGUCCUCGCUCUACAGAUGGCACCAUCAUAUAAAAAAUGACCACAGCAGCCAGGCCAACUUUUGAACCUGCAAGAGGUGGAAGAGGAAAAGGAGAAGGUGAUUUGAGCCAACUGUCAAAGCAGUAUUCCAGCAGAGACCUACCCUCUCACACAAAGAUAAAAUACAGACAAACCACUCAGGAUGCUCCUGAAGAAGUUCGCAACCGUGACUUCAGAAGAGAAUUGGAAGAGAGAGAGCGAGUUGCCGCACGGGAGAAAAAUAGAGAUCGGCCAACCCGAGAACAUACAACCUCUUCUUCAGUGUCAAAGAAGCCCAGGCUGGACCAGAUUCCUGCCGCCAACCUUGAUGCAGAUGAUCCUCUUACAGACGAGGAGGACGAAGAUGAAGAUUUUGAGGAGGAGAGUGAUGAUGAUGACACGGCAGCGCUCCUUGCAGAACUAGAAAAGAUUAAAAAAGAAAGAGCUGAAGAGCAGGCCAGGAAGGAACAAGAACAAAAGGCCGAAGAAGAGAGGAUCCGGAUGGAAAACAUUCUGAGUGGAAACCCACUCCUUAACCUCACUGGCCCGUCCCAGCCGCCAGCCAACUUCAAAGUUAAGAGAAGGUGGGAUGAUGAUGUUGUCUUCAAGAACUGUGCAAAAGGUGUAGAUGAUCAGAAGAAAGACAAGAGAUUUGUAAAUGAUACACUGCGAUCUGAAUUUCACAAAAAGUUCAUGGAGAAAUAUAUUAAGUAGUACAGUUUUAUGUGCUCCGCGAUUAAAAGUGUAAACUGUAAAGGAGUGUUCUGGCUUUAUUCUAGUUAGGUUCCCUUGACUCCUCCUCCCUCCUCAUUGUGUAUAGGUUUCCCUAGUUUUAAAUUGCAGCAUUUCUUCUGAUUGUUUGACGUUGUUUGCCAAUGGACUUGAAUUUUUUCCUCCAAUGUUUCCAGCCACGUGUUUUCUUUUUAAUAGCAGAGGAAAAGAUUUGGCUUUUAAUAAAUAUUUUAAUAGUCUAAACACCAAAUAUGUGUUCCCAACAUGUUGCUUGUGUAGUUGAUAAGGAGUUGCAUGUGUUCUUUUGAAAAGAAAAGUGACUUUUAUAUUUUUUUGCUGCAUUAACUUUUUUUUUUCUGACGCUAAUUUGUAAGGUCAGUUACUUCCUGAUAUUUUCUCUAGCUUUGUAAAGAAUGUGAUGACAGAUGGAUGCGUUAGGUGUGGAAGAGUGUCAUCAAUCAGUGCCCCAAGUUUGUGUCUGAGGGAGCAUGGGGAUGUCUCUUGAUUUUGCAGCCACUCCUCUUCUCUGGCCUUCUGACAAGGGCCCCGUGGGCACACGUGGGAACCCAGGGCACUCAUCUGUUCUCAGGGCUUCCAGUGGUUUCUCUGUGGUUUGUCCCCAUGUUGAGAACUUGCAUUUCCACCUGAGCUAAUGAAGCAAAAUCUACUGUUCACAAGAUUCCCCCAUGAGUUAAAGAUCCUCAGGUGAUUCUUAACUAUAAGUUGUUCUCAAAAAGUUCAUUAACACAAAAUUUGAAUAUUUCUAUUAUAAUUCUUAAAAAGCCUUCAAUGUUAAAACUUUAUUUUUAAUUAAAAAUGGCAAUAUAAAUACCUGCCUAUAGCUCUAACUUCAAUGAGUUAAACGGCAAGAGCUACUUAAUUAAAGUUGCUGAGUUUGAAUGA